AUGGAAAAUAAGUCAAGAGUUAGGGAAUUCCUUCUGCAUGGAUUCCCUGAUACUGAGGAGCUCUGGUUAGUCCACAUCAUUGUUUUUUUCAUAAUAUACUUGGUAGCCCUCAUGGAAAAUCUCAUCAUCAUCACGGUCAUUGUUUAUAGCCAUCAGCUCCAUACACCAAUGUAUUUUUUCCUAGUCAAUCUAUCCUUGCAAGAUCUUGGCUCCAUCUCUGUCACAGUUCCAAAGUCUAUGCUGAAUUCCUUGAUGAGCACUGAAACCAUUUCUUACUCUGGAUGCCUCUGCCAAGUUUUCUUCCUCGUUUUCUUCAUGCUGUCUCAUUUCUUUCUCCUUGGUGUAAUGGCAUAUGAUCGUUAUGUAGCCAUCUGCAAUCCACUGCGUUAUGAGACCGUAUUGAACAAAAAAGCCUGCAUCCAAAUGGCAACCUGUGCAUGGAUGGGUGGCUUACUUUAUUCAGUGCUCUAUAUGGGAAAUUUAACCACAGUGGAGUUCUGUUCCAGGAUCAUCAAUCAGUUCUUCUGUGAAAUCCCUCAGUUGCUCAAGAUCUCUUGCUUUCACUCUUAUGUUGGAGAAAAACAGGCAAUCAUCUUCGGUUCUUGUUUAGCGUUUCUUUAUUUUGCUCUAGUUAUUUUCUCUUAUGUUCAGAUCUUCAGAGCAGUUUUGAGAAUCCCAUCCACCCAAGGAAAGCAAAAGGCUUUCUCUACCUGCUUACCCCAUCUCAUAGUCAUUUGUCUGUUUCUGGUAAGUGGUAAUUUUGCAUACCUGAGACCCACAUUCAGCUCCCCAUCAACAUCAGAUAUCCUGAUUUCCAUGUUUUACUGUGUGGUGCCUCCAGUCAUGAAUCCACUGAUCUACAGCAUGAGGAACAAGGAACUCAAAAUGGCAUUCUGGAAGCUGAUCCUCAAUAUUUCUUCUAACACCUUACAGAAAUUUUCUCAGUUAUGUGUACUUUAA
Messenger RNA from Candoia aspera, 960 nucleotides. RefSeq names its product olfactory receptor 14A16-like. The record is from RefSeq and is a predicted model, not a curated record. Gene Ontology annotation, biological process: G protein-coupled receptor signaling pathway. Gene Ontology annotation, molecular function: olfactory receptor activity; G protein-coupled receptor activity; odorant binding. Lineage: Eukaryota; Metazoa; Chordata; Lepidosauria; Squamata; Candoiidae. The transcript has a single exon. Gene Ontology annotation, cellular component: membrane. Bases 1 to 960 code for a protein of 319 amino acids.